Symbiodinium necroappetens is the source of this 3723-nucleotide messenger RNA. NCBI's taxonomy places the organism in Eukaryota, Dinophyceae, Suessiales, Symbiodiniaceae. The record is from the annotation of a GenBank genome assembly.
AUGCUGCAGGACGCAAGAAGCAUCAGCCCGGCUCCUGAGACCAUCGGAUCGGAGGAUUCGACGCAGGAGGAUGGAGCCUCCACCACCGAGCUAGGUUGUUUGGUGAGCGACGAGGUGACUCCGGAGCCUCGCGCCGCGCCUCGCCCCCGCUGCAGCUGUCGGGAGGCUGCUGUGACGCUUCCUGCCAUCUUGGCAACUCUGCUCUUUCUGCCCUUCAUUAUUGGGAGUGCAGUAGGUGCUCAUGGCCUUCUUGGGGCGCGUGGAAGUGGACCAAUGUGCCUUUUGGCGCUUGUGUGGGCUUCUGUCGCAUCGCUGUACCUUGCAUGGGCCUGGAUGACGGGCAAGCGGGCUCUUGCAAGUCUGCUACUUCUGGGUGCCCUCCUUUGCUGCUUCGUGCUGCUGAGCCUGCCGGCGCUGCUCGCAUUGCACUCCUCCCAGCAUUUGGCAGAUGAGGUGGACCGGUUGUUUCCCGCAAAUGUGGAAACCGCACGAGACAACGCCUUCAGCUUUGGUUCGUGGUUGAUUGGACCAUUGGCUGCCGAGGUCGGCAGCUGCAAGCUUCGGCCGUUGCACGUUUCCAUACCCUUCAAGAGCAUUUCCUCACCGCCAGACUGUUCCCAGCAGCCUUUUGUGAGAAGAUGUGGUUCUGCUGGGCCUUUGUUCCUGGAUGUCUACCUGCCAGAGUUGCGAGGUGCUCCUGGCGAAUUGAGCAGGCCUCUGUUGUUCUUCGUCCACGGCGGGUGGUGGUGGAGCGGAGACCGAACCUGGCAUCACGCUUGCUUCUUUGAGUAUUUUCUGAAUCGUGGCUUUGUGCUCGUGUCGGUGGGGUACCGUCUUACGCGGGACGGCUACGUGGGGACAGACUUGGUGGAAGAUGUUGUUGAUGGCCUCAUGUAUGUGAUCGAACAUGCUGAACAGCUGGGCGUUGACAAGCGCAGAGUGAUUGUGCAGGGCGAAUCGGCUGGUGGCCAUCUGGCGGUGUUGGCAUCCUUGUUGGUACCAUCUGGGCUCGUGCGUGGUGUCGUGGAUCUCUGGGGCAUCCAGGAGCUUCGCCAAGGCUACAGCUCUCAUGUCCGUGACAACUGGCCGGAAGCGUAUUCCCUCUUCUGUGGGGGCAAUCCUGUGACGAAGCCUGGCUGCUUUCGCAACAUGUCAACGACAAGCCAUGUGGCAGAGCAGUCUCCACCGAUGCUCUUGCUCCAUGGAACAGCCGACACGGUAGUGUCCUUCGACCAGUCUGUGGCUUUGGCGGAUGCACUGCAGAACUUCCACGUGCCCAAUCUGCUCGUCCCAGCACCUCAGCAAGUGCAUGGCUGCUGGGGCGUUCCGAGUGGAAUUUGCAUCCAGUACCUUUUGUUCGUUUCCGAGCGUUUCUUUGCAUGGACGUUUGCCGGCACCCCUUUGGAAACAGCGGAAGCAUAUCCGGAUGAUAUUAUUGACGACUGCUGGAUUGCAGAAUGUUGGGGGGGGGGGGGCGGGGCGAAGCAGCAGCUGUUGUGUUUGGCCAUGCAGCGGAGUGACGAUGACCACAAGGAAGUGCCACCUUUCUGGCUGUUGACAAAGCCUCCGCCACUGUCAGAAGACGAGAAGCUUCAGGCUUCAGCCGCACCCAGUGCAGCUCAGCUUUUCCAGCAGAGGGAACUAGGGAAAGUCGAUGCUUUCGUGGAGACGGAUACCUGCAUCCUGCCGCUGGCUCCGAAGGCCCAGCUCGGCUCUGCCAUUCAUGAUCGCCACCGCGUGCUGCAGGUGAGUCUUGGCAGAGAGCACGGUCUUCUGCUGUCUGAUGCGGGGAUCGCCUUCACUUGGGGUGACAACCGCUUUGGCCAGCUCGGCCGAGAGCCGGUGGUCAAGGAGGAGAAUGGCAGGCCGUACCCCGUGAAGGGCUUGGUUGGCCAUGAAGUCACUCAGGUGUCUGCAGGAAUGCACCACUCUUUGGCACUGGUGGCACCUGGCUUGGUCUGGUCUUGGGGACGCAACAAAUCCGGACAGCUGGGGGUUGGCCAUCCGCCCGUCACCGACAACCCGGAGGAGUCGGGAUUCCAGCUGGGUGCUAACAAAGAUGGCCAGAUCAUUUCAUCUCAGGCCGGCACCGACAGCUCUGUGGCUGCCGCCCUCAACUCCAAUAUCUGGCAGUGGGGACAGAUAUCUGAUGGCUUUCAGGACCAACUCGUCACCAGCGACAAGUCCAAGAAGAGCAGCAUAGCUGUUGUCAAGAACAGGCCGUUCCGGGUCUUUCAGAAGGACGAGUUUCGCUCGCAGAUGCGAGCAGGACGAGUCUCCAUCUCCUCGACAGGGUGUAAGGUCUUGCAUCAGGACACCUACACCGACAAGGUUCGAGUUGAGACGUUGGUCCAAGGGCUGAAGUCUAUGCAGGAGAGCAUCAACAAGGAGAGGCUGGACAUUGCUGCUCUCGAUGCUCAGCAAGUCAAGCAGAAGGACGGAGAGGCGCAAGCUGGUAGUGCGACAGAGAACGAGCUCGACACUCUGCAGGACACCAUCGGCGAGCUCGAGCACGACAUCAUGGUGCACGAGCGGGACAUCGAUGCACUGACCAAGAGCCUGGAGAGUUGCGAUCUUCGUCAGACCCACAACCGGAAGCAGCUCCAGCAACUGCAGCAGCAGGGCACUUCCUUGCACGACCGGCAGGACCAGGUCUCCCUUCAGAUCUCCAUGGCUCCGAAAGCUGGCGCCGAGAGGAGGAAGCUGGAGGAGCAGCUGGCCGAGGUAGAGGAGUUCGUGCAGGCGAACAAGAACACACGCAUGACACUUCUGGACCAGAGAGCGGAGACCGACAAGGAGAAGCAAAGCAUUGCUGCCCAGCUGGCCGACUUGCGCAGGCAAAAAGACCGAACUGAGCGCCGUCUGGGAAUAGUCCGCGAUCUGAGCAAAUCGACGCAGGCAACCAGCUCCGGUGCAUCGGACCUCCUGAUCAAGGUCCUGCACCAGCAAUGCACCGAGGUGGAAGAGUAUUUUGAAAAUCGCAAGGACACCUCCAAGGAGGACAAAGACUUCCUGGCGGCCAUGAAGAUCCUGGAGAUGGACAAAGCUUUCCUGGACAGGGUGGAAAACAAGAUGAAAGAGAAAAUGAAGGAAAUGAUCGACGGGAAUAUGCGCAAUGGUGACAGAUUGCGCAGCGACCGUGCGCAGAUGGUCUUCUUGAUGUUGUCUGACCUGAUACACCUCCGAAAGUCCUGGUGUGAAAUCUUGCAGGACCACUGGGCUAAAGAUGGCCUGGAUCUCUCCUGCUUCUUCCAAGGCUCCAAGAAGCCCUCGUCAGAAAUGCCUGUAUUGGCCGAGGAUGACCAGGAUUGGACUUUUCAGAGAGCGGGUCUUCCAGUUCGAAAUCCAUUUGCAAUGCAUGUUUCAGCAGAGCACUCGACUACACUUGUCGUGCACAUCAUUGCACGUCUGUGUCUCCAGACUGUGGCAUGUCUGCUGCGGUGCUUCUCACUUCCUCAGCAUCUCCUACCUCUCUUUGGGUCAGUGCCCCCCAUGCCACACCAUCCGAAAGCUUUCCAGGAAGUGUCGGCAUCUGUGCUUGCAACGCCAGGGCCUCGAGGUCCUUGCAGCCUAGCGGCCCAGUGUCUUGCCUUAUCUUCGCCCUACCGCGGUAGGUCUGGGAGCCCACGUUUCGUUUGGUAUAGUGCAGACUACGGAGCCGUCGGGGUUGAGUGCACACAGCCGAAGCCCAAAUGCAACAGUGACGGCCGGCGUGUCACAUAA